GUUUAACUAUAAAAAAGUGAGAUUAAAAGACGAGAAUUGAAAAGUAGACUAGUAGAGGCAGUUAUUGAUCUAACCGGCUGAUUAUCAAGCCUAAUUGUGAUUCUUAAUUGGGAAUGAGCAAUGUCUUGGUAGGUAUGUAAUAGUGAGAGCUGAGAGGGCAUGAAAUGCGUGCAACAACCAUAUUGGAUUUUUAUGAGAAAAAAAUCAAAUUACAGAAAAGUACAAAGGAAAAAUUGACCCCUGAUGCCUUUAAACACCGCACGUUUAUCAUACUUGACAGAGUAAGCUAAACAUUGUCUGACACAGAUACAAAUCAUUGAACUCUUCAUCUAACUUUUAGUCUCAACUGGUUCUACAAAUCAAAUUGGAUCUUUUCCCUUUGCCUUUGAAAUAAUCAACACAACAAUAAUUGGGGCUCUCUUCAAAUUCUGGUUCUAAUAGUUAGAACAAGAAGCUGGCAUUUGACAGCUGCAAUGCACAUUUAAUGUCUUGUACAUAACCUACCACUAGAAAAAUCCUGGUGUAGCUCAAGUGUAAAUCAUAGAGGGGGAGUGAACCAAGAAACUGGAAACCAGUUCAAUUCAUCUUUGUUGUUUAGCUUGGUACACAACAAGAAGUAAAAGUUCAGCAGAUGGAUAGGAUGAAUGAGGGGUUUCAUCCGGAGAGAACAUUGCCAAAUCCACCUCCAUUGCCAGUAGCUUUGACAACUUACUUAUAUAAGAGCAGGAAAUCACCACAUUGCUCCUUUUCUACCGCUACGAAGAAUACAUGGGAUAGCCUCUUUGAUGAAGGUUACAGAGCCGAUGUCUCAAUCUAUACAGAUAAUGGUGGCAUCAUCUAUGCACAUGCUAGUAUUCUGGGUAUGGCUUCUUCAGUAUUCAAAAGUAUGUUGAACUUGAAACAGUCAAGAGCUCAUAGUAGUAGCGGUCAUAGGAGAUCAAUCUCUAUACGUGGGGUUCCACCUGAAGGUGUUCAAAUUUUCGUUAGAUUCUUGUAUUCUUCCUGCUUUGAAGAAGAUAAAAUGCAGGAGCAUGCAUUGACUGUAUUGGUGCUCUCACAUGCAUAUGCAAUCCCCCAUCUAAAGCGAAAAUGUGAGUGUCAGCUACUGGACAAAGGAUUGAUAACUAGGGAUAAUGUGGUUGACAUAUUUCAGCUUGCACUUUUAUGUGAUGCCCCUCGGCUUAGCCUCUUCUGUCACCGCUUUAUGCUCAAACAUUUCAAGGCUAUUUCUAGCACAGAUGGAUGGGAUGCUAUGAAAAAGAGUCACCCAGUGCUUGAAAAACAGAUUUUGAAAUCUGUAAUUGAUGAGGAUAUUAGGGAUAAGGAAAGGGUAAGAAAAAUCAAUGAGAGAAAAGUGUACAUGCAACUAUACGAGGCAAUGGAAGCUUUGGUUCACAUAUGCAAAGAUGGUUGUCAAACCAUUGGUCCAUAUGAUAAAAUCUUGAAAAAGGAUCAAGCACCAUGCAAAUAUUCAGCAUGCAAAGGGCUAGAAUUGCUCAUUCGUCACUUUGCAGGAUGUGAAAUGAGAGUUGGUGGGGGCUGCAAACACUGCAAGAGAAUGUGGCAAGUGUUGGAACUACAUUCUCGCCUUUGUGCUAAUUCGGAUGUUUGUAGAGUUCCUUUAUGCAGCUUUGAUCCAGGAGUCAUCAUUUAAUGCUUCAUCAACAUUCUUGGGUUCCAGUUGUGAUAUCAAAGCGAAUGCUGUCAUCUGCCUGUGAGAGGAUCUGGUUUGCAUCUUUGCUUUUGGAUCCCCAAGAAUGAAUUCGUUUGGAAAACUGGCUUCACUUCUCCAUUCUCGUGGACUAUUUAUUUGUUGUGGCUCGGAAGCAGUUUUGUCUUCAAUCAUUUCUUGAGUUGAUUGUUAUUCGAUCUCCUUACUUUGUGUGAUAUCUGUUUGUGAUACUUCAGUAGACUACUUCUAUUGUUAUGGAUGAAGCACUUGCAUCCAAAGGGAAAAAAGUCGCUUAUGUUUGGUUGUUUACCUUUCCAAAGUUCGUAAGGAGUCUUCUUCUGAAUUGGCCUUAAUAGGCAUUGAUUUAGUAUGAGACAGGUAAUACUCACAGCUUCGGCGUAGAAGCGAUCGGGCAAUACCCACAGCUUCGGCCUAGAAGCGAUUGGGCAAUCCUCGUUCAAGCAGCAUUGUUCGGGUAGUGUCUUGAAGUGAUCGAUUCUUUCUUUCAAUGACUCCAUUUUUUGAGGAGAUCGAGGUGAAGAGAAGGUUUGUGUGUAGCCUUGUUGAGCACAUAAUUCUUCAAAUGACCUAUUUUCAAAUUCUUUUCCAUGAUCACUGUGAAUGGUUGAGAUAAAGUAUCCUUUCUCUCGUUGUACUCUUCUACAAAAGAUCUCAAAUUGAGUGAAAGCUUCAUCUUUGUGAGUUAGAAAAAAAACCCAAGUAAAUCUAGAAUAAUCAUCUACAAUGCAUAUUUCUUGCCAUCUAUGCUAGCAGUUCUAGUAGGUCCAAACAAGUCCAUAUGCAGUAGUUGAAGGAGUUUGGUGGUGCUAACAAUAUCCUUAGGUUUGAAAGAGUUCGAGUUUGCUUUCCUAACUAGCAUGCAUCACAAAUAUGAUCUUUUGAAAAAUUUAGUUUGGGGAGUCUUAGGACCAAAUCAUGCUUAGAGGUUUUUUUAAGAAUAUGCAUGCUAGCAUGACCUAUUUUUCUAUGCCAAAGCCAUGGAUGCAAAUCAAUAUUACUGAGAACAUAAAUAUUUUCUACUCUUUCACUGAAGAUGAUGGUAUUUCUUGAUGCAUGACUCAGUGUGCACUUUAUAUCAUCGAAUAGUACUUUGAAUCCAACAUCGUAAAGUUGACUGAUACUCAGAAGAUUUGAUUUGAUUCAAUUUACUAGGUAUACUUCCACUAAGUCACAUGAGGAAGUGAUGCAUCCAAUGCCAACAACAUCUCUUUUAGCAUUAUCACCGAAUCUGAUUUGUCCUCCAUCUAUCUUUUUCACAGUUUUAAAAUUAUUCCGUUUACCUGUCAUGUGUCUGGAACACCCACUAUCAAUGACCCACAUAUACUUUUUAAAGGUCUUCUUGGGUUGUUCCCGCAAGACAGAGAAAUCAGUUUCCUUUAGAUACCCAAGUGUUCUUGGGUCCUUGCAGAUUCAUAGUGUCUUGCCCUGGAUUAGUAUUUUUAGGCCUCCAGACCCAUUUUCCUGGUCUGAUAUUCUUGUAGUUGCAAUCGAAGGAUUUGUGACCUAAUUUACUACAAGAGUAACAUGAAAUUGUUUUAGGAAAAUCAUUUGAUGCAGAGUAAAAUUCAGUUGAGAACAGGUCAAUAGUCGACUGGUUCCUUCCAAAAUUUAAGUUAUUAUUAUUCCUCAAAUAAGAUCUAUUUGAUUUGACAGAACUGUGACUAGGUGAUUUCUUAAUGCUAUUUAAUUGCAUUCUGAUUUCACCCAAUUCCUCUUCAAGCAAGUCUACUUCAAUUUGACUUGCUUCUAGAAGAUCUGCCAGUUCUUCUUUUCUUUAGCCAACUUAUUGUAUUCAUCAAUCAUAUUUUUAAGGUCAUCAGAGACCAAAUCAAUAGAUGCUUGAAUUUCAACACAUUUUGGAUAGGUGGGAGUUCUUACCUCACUGUUGUCUCCAAUAGCCAUAAAACACAUGUUGGCUACAUUCUCUGGUUCUGCUUCUGACUCAUCUUUAUCACUUAAAGCUCCAUAGGAUCUGGUAGUGUGUUUCCUUAUGUAAUUCUUCUUCUUAAGUUCUGGAUAUUCUUCCUUAAUGUGUUCUGGUUUUCCAUAUUGAUAGCAUCUAUCGUUAUUCUUUUGCUCAUCGCUGUUUUUGCAUCCAUUUUGAGGGUUCUGCCUUUUUUUCUCAGGAUGUUUUUGACUCCUCCGUUGAUCAUGGCCAGAGCUUCAUUGCUAUCAUCAUCUUUGUUACUUUUCUCUGUGGUAGCCUUGAAUGGAACAGUCUUUUUCUUUUCUUCAUUUGAGUAUCUUUUAAUAUGAUUAGUUUCCAGCCCCUAAAACAGAAGGAGUUGAAACUCUUUCUGCAAAAGAAUAAAGUAGAAAUCCUUGGAUGUUUAGAAACACGAGUAAAGGAACAUAAGUCCUUAGGUAUUUUGAAUAAAGUAGCACAGGGUUGGAAUUUCAGAUGAAACUACCCCAUGGCCCUAAAUGUUAGAGUAUGGUUGCUAUGGAAAAGUCAUAUACAACUACAGGUCCUUAUGGUACAUGAGUAGUUCAUCCACUGUCAUGUUGAGAACCUAACCACAUGUUUUGCUACUGAUCUAACAAUAGUCUACGCUAAGAAUGAUGCCCAUUGGACAAUGUGCUUAUGGGAUGAGUUGAGAAGCUGAUACCUACUGUUUAAGGGGCCUGGCUAUUGACAGGUGAUUUUAAUUUUGUUUUGUCCUUAGAGGACAGAAUUGGCUCCAUAGUAACACCAGCUGAAACACAGGACUUUAGGGAUUGGGUGGAUGCUCUUCAACUAACUUCCUUAAAAUCAAAGGGGUGUCAAUUUACUUUUUGUAAUAAGCAACAACAGGAUGAUAGAGUAUAUUCAAUAAUUGAUUGGGCUUUUGGGAACUUACAUUGGCUUCAAAAGUAUGGACAUGUUGAGGCAGAUUUCCUUAACCCAGGGGUCUCUGAUCAUACCCCGGUGCUUAUUCAAUAUAAAACUCAAGUGAAUAUCCAUCCUAAACCAUUAAAGUUAUUCAAAACUGUGAUGCAACAUCCGAAAUUUGAGGGGAUUUUAAAAACUGUUUGGGCUAAGCAACUUUAUGGCACAAGAAUGUUCUAGUUGAACCAGAAGCUUAAACAUCUCAAAGAACAACUUAGAGAUCUAAAUUAUUACAUGGCUUCAUAUGCUCACAAAUUACUCCAAGCCAGGCAGCACCUGGACAUUACACAGGCCCAAUUGUCAAUUCACCCUAUGGACCAAAUACUUAUAGAGAAGGAAAAGCAGGCGAUUAUGGAAAUUAAUAAGUAGAUCAAGGUUGAAGAACUGGCCCUCAGACAGAAAUCAAGAGCUUGCUGGAUCUCUUGUGUGGAUGCAAACUCCAAAUUCUUUCAUGCCCAGUGUAAGAUUAGAGCAAGCAGGAACAAUAUAAACUCUGUAUAUGAUGAGGCUGGAAUGAAGAUCACUGAUCCUUUACUAUUUGAAAAUGAGUUUAUCAACUUCUUCACUAAACUCAUGGGGUCUGCAGAUACUGAGCUGCCUUGCCCUGAUGCUGAGGUGAUUAAAAAGGGCCCCCGUCUAUCUUAUGACUAGAAGCAAAACCUUAUCCAAACAGUUACUGAUCAGGAGAUUAUUAAUGCUAUAAAAGGAAUGCCUUAUGAUAAAGCCCCUGGGGUAGAUGGUUUUCCCAUUAAGUUCUUCUCUCAACAUUGGGAAAUAGUCAAGCAAGAUGUACUCAAUGCUGUAAAGGAAUUUUUCUACUCUGGUAAGCUCCUUAAAUUAUUUAGCUGCAUUGCUGUUACACUAGUGCCAAAGAUAAUUGCUCUAACAGUGGUUAAAGACUUUAGACCAAUAGCAUGUUGCACCAUCAUCUACAAGAUUAUUACAAAGGUCUUAACUAAUAGAAUUAAAGGUGUCAUUAGUACUAUUGUUAGCCCUUCUCAGAUUGUUUUUAUUGAGGGCAGGAGUAUUAUUGACAACAUUCUAUUUAGUCAUGAAAUCCUGAAAUGGUAUACAAGGAAGGGUCUAUCCCCUAGAUGUGUAAUGAAAGUGGACCUAAGGAAGGCCUAUGACUCAAUUGAGUGGUGUUUUUGAGGAGUAUGUUGGCUGACCUUGGGUUUCCUUACAGAUUCAUUCAAUGGGAUAUGGAAUGUGUCUCUUCUGUAUCCUAUUCCCUAGUUUUAAAUGGGGGUCUCACCAAACCUUUCCAGGGGAAGAGGGGAGUUAGACAGGGUAACCCUUGUGAUAGCUAUGGAGUACUUACACAGGGAACUAAAUGUACUGACCACUAAUCCUCAAUUCAAAUUCGACCAUAGAUGCAAGAAGUUAGGAGUGAUGCAUAUUUGUUUUGCUGAUGAUCUUUUGAUGUUCUGUAAAGCUGAUAUUACCUCUAUAAAACUGCUCCAAGAGGCUUUCUCCUUCCCUUAAUGCUUACAUCUGCUGCUAUUGUGAUGAUAUAGUAAUAUGGUCCUAGGCUACUGGUUUUAUAUCCUUUAGUAUUCGUUUGAUGUAUUUGCUCAUGUUUGUCAACUGGUUUUUUACUUUGGUUUAUGAUAGUAGUGAUGUAGUUAGGAUCCUUUUGCAAAGUUGAGUCCAGUUCCUUUUGAUUUUGAGAAACAGGAGAUCAAGCCUGUUUGGUUUUGUAACUAUCACUUUGGUUUAAAUAAAAUCAUUUAUUUACCAAAAAAAAA
Molecule: messenger RNA, 6310 nt
Organism: Lycium barbarum (goji berry)
Lineage: Eukaryota; Viridiplantae; Streptophyta; Magnoliopsida; Solanales; Solanaceae
Product: BTB/POZ and TAZ domain-containing protein 4-like
Exons: 6
Coding region: 632-1654 (340 amino acids)
Molecular function (GO): protein binding
Source: RefSeq, a predicted model, not a curated record